This is a messenger RNA of Setaria italica (foxtail millet), 2220 nucleotides long. RefSeq lists its product as uncharacterized. Bases 112 to 1851 code for a protein of 579 amino acids. Gene Ontology annotation, biological process: regulation of DNA-templated transcription. NCBI's taxonomy places the organism in Eukaryota, Viridiplantae, Streptophyta, Magnoliopsida, Poales, Poaceae. Gene Ontology annotation, molecular function: sequence-specific DNA binding; zinc ion binding. The record is from RefSeq and is a predicted model, not a curated record. The transcript is spliced from 2 exons.
UUCACGGCACCCUAACCCCACAAAAAAAAACACUCGAAAAAUUCUCUUUCCCCUUGCUUUAUCCCCUGCUGCGUGUCCAGAAGGUCGAGAGGCAACCGGCGGCCGGAGGCCAUGGUGGUGGUGGAAGUGCUCCAGGGCGACUCGGCGGCGGCGGUUGCGGACGACCUCUUCGGCAGCGGCGCCGACCUCCAGGCCUUCUUUGACCACGCGGCACUGGAUGUGAAGGCUAGCGGCGGCGGCGAGGAAGGGGAGGAGGAGCUCGAGUGGCUUUCGAACAAGGAAGCAUUUCCGGCGGUGGAGACGAUGGCUUCGUCUGCGCCGCGGCAGCGGACGAAGGGCGUGCCGCCGCCCCGGUGGGAGGUGGGGUGGAGCCCGCGGCAGGCUCCGGCUGUGGCGCGGCCUCCGGCGGCGGGGUGGCGGUGCCGACACUGCGGGACGGAUAAGACGCCGCAGCGGCGCGAGGGCCCCGAAGGGCGCAGCACGCUGUGCAACGCGUGCGGCGUGCGGUACAGGAGCGGACGGCUCGUACCGGAGUACCGGCCAGCGAGCAGCCCAACCUUCUCCCCGGAGCUGCACUCCAACCGGCACAGCCGCGUCGUCGAGAUGCGCCGCCGCAGGGAGGCGGCGGCCGGAGCCUCCCUCGCCGCCGCUGGCAAAGGCGAGGAGAAGGGGAAUGAAAAGCUGGAGUGUCUGUCGAACAAAGGCGAAUUCUUGGCGGUGCAGAUGAUGGCGGCGGCGCGGCCGCGGACGGAGGGCACGCGGCGGCCCCGGAAGGCAGUGGAUUGGCCGGCGAUCGCGUGGAGGCCGCCGCCUCCUCCUCGGGCUCCGGCGGUGGCGGCACGGCGGCCGAGCCAGGGAGGAGGAGUUGGAGUGGCCGUCGACCAAGGACGCGCCCCCGGCGGUGGUGACGAUGGCGUGGGCGGUUGUGCAGCCGCGUACCAAGGACGUACAGCGGUCCCGGCGGAUGGCGGCUUGAAUCCCGCCGCGCCGCUGGCUCCGGCUGCGGCGCCAGGCCAGCAAUUCGGGACGGAGAAGACGCUUCAGCGGCUCGGGGGGGCCGAAGGGCGCAGCACGCUCUGCAACGCGUGUGUCGUGCAGUACAGAAGUGGCUGCAUGGUUCCGGUGCUCCCGCCGGCGUGCAGCCCCGCCUUCUCCCCGGAGCUGCGCUUCGAUUGGCACAACCGCGUCGAGAUGCACCGCCGCCGGGAGCGGUCGGCAAAGCUGCCCCCCGCCACCGCCCGUGCUGGCGAGAAGGGGAAAGAAGAGCUGGAGUGGCCGUCAAACAAAGGCGUGUUCCCGGCAGCGCAGGCUAUGUCACCGGCGGCGGCGGGGGCUCGACCGCAGACGAAGGGCGUGAGGCGGCAGCGGCAGCGGCAGCAGCUGCGGCGGCGGCGUGUGGUGGAGCUGAGCCCGCCGCGCACGCCACCGCCGUUGCGGCGACGGAGUCGAUGUGGAGGAGAAGCAGCGGCUGUCGAACAAGGUCGCGUUCGUGACGGUGGCGCGGCCGCGGACGAAGUGCUUGCGGCGGCCCCAGCCGGCGGUGGCAAGGAUCCCGCCGCACCUGCCGCGGCGCCCCGGACGCCGGCGGUGUCGAGGCGGCGGUGCCGGCACUGCGGGACGGAGAAGACGCCGCAGUGGCGCGAGGGCCCCGAGGGGCGCCAGACGCUGUGCAACGCGUGCGGCGUGCAGUACAAGAGCGGCCGCCUGGUGCCGGAGUACCGUCCGGCGAGCAGCCCCACCUUCUCCCCGGGCCUGCACUCCAACUGUCACCGCCAGGUCGUCCAGCUGCGCCGCCGCCGCGAGGAGUCGGCCGAGGUCUCCCCCGCUGCCGCGGCUGUGGGCGACAAGUGAAGGGGAGCGGGAGCCGGAUUCGGUGACUCGAGAGUUCCUGCUUGAUGAUUAAUCUGGGGUUUUAUUAAGCUUUUGGCUUAGGGGCUUUCAGUGAGAAGAGAUUAGGAUUAGAUAGAGAGAAUGCAGCGAACGUAUUGGUUUUUGCAAUUAGCAAAGGAUUAGAAAGAAGGAAAUAGGUCAAUAGCAGGGUAUCCGGCUGGUCUUUUGUGGUUCUUGGGUUUAUGCCAAGUGACCAGUCACGUUCCAAGAUGGGGUUUAGAGGAACAGUAGAAGAACGAACAUGCAUCAGGUUACAACAUCAUGUGGUUGACGUGUUCUUUUUCUGCAAAUUUUGUAAGUGAUGAACGAAAAUGUGUUCACCUUCUUGAA